AUGCAGCAUCCACUAGCAAAACCUAAUAUUAUAACUGAAAUGCAGCUUCCACUAGCAAAACCUAUUAUUAUAACUGAAAUGCAGUUUCCACUAUCAAAACCUAUUAUUAUAACUGAAAUGCAGCUUCCACUAUCAAAACCUAAUAUUAUAACUGAAAUGCAGCUUCCACUAUCAAAACCUAUUAUUAUAACUGAAAUGCAGUUUCCACUAUCAAAACCUAAUAUUACAACUGAAAUGCAGCUUCCACUAUCAAAACCUAAUAUUAUAACUGAAAUGCAGCUUCCACUAUCAAAACCUAAUAUUAUAACUGAAAUGCAGUUUCCACUAGCAAAACCUAAUAUUAUAACUGAAAUGCAGCUUCCACUAUCAAAACCUAUUAUUAUAACUGAAAUGCAGUUUCCACUAUCAAAACCUAAUAUUACAACUGAAAUGCAGCUUCCACUAUCAAAACCUAAUAUUAUAACUGAAAUGCAGCUUCCACUAUCAAAACCAAAUAUUUUAACUGAAAUGCAGCUUCCACUAUCAAAACCUAAUAUUAUAACUAUUACAAACUUUGUCUUAUACCUUGACUGCAAUAGCCACCAUUCGUGUGUUAUGGACUCUAAAUUGAUACAUCUGGUAUCCUGUAUAUACAAUCCCCAAAUAUUUCAACAAAUUUAUUCCUCAUAA
This is a messenger RNA of Lottia gigantea (owl limpet), 669 nucleotides long. RefSeq lists its product as hypothetical. The transcript has a single exon. NCBI's taxonomy places the organism in Eukaryota, Metazoa, Mollusca, Gastropoda, Lottiidae. Bases 1 to 669 code for a protein of 222 amino acids. The record is from RefSeq and is a predicted model, not a curated record.